Messenger RNA from Moesziomyces antarcticus, 1515 nucleotides. RefSeq names its product autophagy protein 5. Gene Ontology annotation, cellular component: cytoplasm; phagophore assembly site membrane; Atg12-Atg5-Atg16 complex. Bases 1 to 1515 code for a protein of 504 amino acids. NCBI's taxonomy places the organism in Eukaryota, Fungi, Basidiomycota, Ustilaginomycetes, Ustilaginales, Ustilaginaceae. The record is from RefSeq and is a predicted model, not a curated record. Gene Ontology annotation, biological process: autophagy of mitochondrion; C-terminal protein lipidation; cellular response to nitrogen starvation. The transcript has a single exon.
AUGAGUCAACCGCCGCCGGCCUCGUCGCAGCAACGGUCUGCUUCGGCUGGCAACUACCCUUCGGCGUCAUCGACGCCCGUCACUAUUUCCACUGCUGCGUCUGGGUCUGCGUCAGCCACUACGACCCCUUUGCUUGGCCAUGGAUCGCUUUCAGCUGGGAGUCCGGCUUCCAAUCUCCUGUCAUCCUCACCCUACGGUGGCGGCUUCGCCUCGGCUGCGACUUCUCCAGCAUCAAUAGCGUUCAAUGCCGCCCACUCCUCGCAGCCGUACGCAUCUCCUGCGCAGAGCACCGCAUCGUUUCGAAGGCUCGUGUGGGAAGGCUCAGUCCCAAUAUGUGUCUCGAUCGAUCCGACGGACCUGCCGCCCGGCUCGGAUUCCUCGGUCGAUUCGACCUACCUCGUCGUACCACGCGUCAGCUACUUGCCCCUCAUCGUAGACGAUGUCAAGAAGAAUCUCCUCGAACUCGCCCUUGAGCAGCCAGCGCUGAAUAGCAUCAACGACAAGGACAUCUGGUUUGAAUACGAAGGCCAGCCUCUCCGCUGGCACUGGCAGAUCGGCCUUCUCUACGAUUUCCACACUGCAAACCCAGCACGCACUGCCGUCGCAUACAAUUCGUCGGCAUCAAGUACUUCGGGUCUGGGAUCUUUGCGACCGGAGUCGAGCACGCAGCCAUCUAGCUCCUCGGUGGAGUCGGCCUUGCAGCCACCCAGGCUUCCGUGGAAGAUCCGCGUGCGCUUGUCCAAGCCACCCACCGAGCGGCUCCACUCAAAUGCCGGAGUUGAGUCAUGCAAGACUUCGUUCAUGUCUAUGAUCAAAGAGGCCGACUUUGUCCGCUAUGGCUCCACCAAGAAGGUGGUCAAUCUCCGCAAGCAGGAACAGGAUACGCUAUGGGACGGCGUUGUCGCCCACGACUACGAGCUCUUCUGGAGUGUUGCCCAAAAGCUCGUUCCGAACGCAGCCGUAAUCGGCACUCAGACCGGCCCAGCGACGGCGACGGCAGGUCGGUCUCCCAUCGCCUCACGUGUUCAGUCUCUCAACCUUGGAGGUGGCGCACACGACGAGCGGUCGACGACUUCGGCCCAGCGCAGCUUCACUUCACAGCCGAACGAGAGUGAGGCUAGCCUGGCCCCGAGCAUGGCUUCGACCAUCACGAGCACGACUUCCUCCGAUCCACCCGCGGACAGCGGUACUGCGACACCCAAUGCGAACAAUGCGGUCCGAAGUAUACCGCUCCGCUUCUUUCUGCCAGACAAUGCGCCCAUCGUGCAGGAACCGGUUCCGCCCAUGCUGGAGGAUGGCCGUGCAAACACGCUCGGCGCGGUGCUGUCGGCCCUGUUCCCGCUCAUGUUUCCCCCACCGCCGAGCUUCAGCAGCUUCCAGGCGCCCUCUCCACCGCUGGCGUAUGCGCUCGUACAGGGCGUCAGGAUGCCUCUCGACGCCGAAAUCGCUUGGCUUGGAAGCGCGUUGGUAGGACCCGAUGGAUGGGUGGCAGUCGUCAUCGGCCUUGUUGUCUGA